AUGGGCUGUACACCGAAUGUACACACUUCAGCUACAAACCUGCCCGUACCGAAACCAGUUCAAACAUCGGGAGGCCCGGGCUCGAAUCUAACGAGCAAAGUGGCCGCCAAAGUGGACGAAAGUGGCAAAGAAACGUUUGGAUCCACUUCUAGUGCUGGUACAUCUUCGUCGACAAUUGUCAAUCCGUCGAUUCCCAAGCCUGCACCGAGCGCGCCUCAACCACUGGUAGAAGAUGAAGAUGAUACAAGCGUCAAGGUCGAGCCAGGUACAAAGUGUCAACGGAAUGGAUGCAAGCACUUGUUCGUGAGCGACGAGGAGAGUAGGGGUGAUGGCCCGCAGUCUACGUGCAUCUAUCAUCCUAGACAGCCUCUGUUCCACGAAGGCAGCAAAGGGUACCUAUGCUGCAAACGGCGCGUUCUCGAGUUUGACGAGUUUCUGAAAAUUGAGGGCUGCAAGACGGGGAAGCACUUAUUUGUCAAGAAGAAGCCUAUAGACACCGACGGGGUACCGCAAGAAGAGCUAGUUCAAUGCCGAAUAGAUCACUACCAGACUCCUGGUCAGGUCCGCGCGAGCGUCUAUGCGAAAAAGGUCGACAAGGACAAGAGUACAGUCAUCUUUGAGACGGAACAAGUCCACCUUGAUCUCAUCCUACCUGAUUCUAAACGCUUCAAGCGCACAUUGCAACUUUACGGACCUGUCAAACCUGAAGAAUGUUCGUACAGCGUCCUCGGCACCAAGGUUGACCUCGUAUUGGCAAAACAGGACACACGGAGCUGGAAUCUACUCGAAAAGACAGACGCUGAUCUCCAAGGCUUCACACUCACGUUUGGAGUCGGAGGGCGAACAGGGACAGUGGGUGGCAAAGAAGCCGUUUUGGACGACGGGAACAAGAUCAGGACGUGA
Serendipita indica DSM 11827 is the source of this 903-nucleotide messenger RNA. Lineage: Eukaryota; Fungi; Basidiomycota; Agaricomycetes; Sebacinales; Serendipitaceae. The record is from the annotation of a GenBank genome assembly.